Hibiscus syriacus is the source of this 1219-nucleotide messenger RNA. RefSeq names its product transcription factor bHLH93-like. Gene Ontology annotation, biological process: regulation of DNA-templated transcription. The record is from RefSeq and is a predicted model, not a curated record. Gene Ontology annotation, cellular component: nucleus. The transcript is spliced from 4 exons. The coding region runs from base 37 to 1050 and encodes 337 amino acids. Gene Ontology annotation, molecular function: DNA-binding transcription factor activity; protein dimerization activity; sequence-specific DNA binding. Lineage: Eukaryota; Viridiplantae; Streptophyta; Magnoliopsida; Malvales; Malvaceae.
UUCUCAAGGCAUCUCCUAUAGAGGGAAAAAAGAGAGAUGGAGAUUAAUGAACAAGGUUUCUUAGAGGAAUUAUUAGCUCUAAGAAGAGAGAAUUGGGACACAAAUCCAACAGAAAUGAGUGAGAUUUUCUCUAAUGGAAGCUGGAAUUUUGAUUGCUUUGAUGAUCAUAGACCUCCAUCAUCAAGCUUUCUCCCAAGUUGUUUCAGCCAUGAACUUCCACUGCCAUUUCACCAGGAUUUCAGCUACAACUUCAAUGAAAUCUACUGUCCGUUCGUCGAUGAAUUCGCUACGGAUUCAUCGAACAACACGUUCGAUACACCCCCGUUUCCGGUUCGGGAAGAUCACUCAUUGAACAUGGUGGAAAGAGGAGAACAAGAGGAAGAGUCGGGGUUCCUUGUUGACAAACUUCACAAGCUGGAUGUCAAAGCUACUUGCAAAAUCGAGCCUGUUCAAAUCCAAUCUCCCGAGCCACCGGUUUUCGACUUCGAGGCACGCUUGGAACCCAAGAAUCGAGCUAAGAAAUCGGAAGGGCAGCCUUCGAAGAAUCUAAUGGCAGAGAGGAGGAGGAGAAAAAGGCUAAACGAUCGCCUCUCCAUGUUGAGAUCCAUCGUGCCUAAGAUAAGCAAGAUGGACCGAACAUCAAUCCUUGGAGAUACUAUAGAUUAUAUCAAAGAGCUCUUGGAGAGGAUCAAAAUGUUGCAGAAAGAGAUUGCAGCAAGUUCGAACGAGUUAAAUACGGAUCACAUUUUCAAGGCCGAGAAACCGAAUGAAAUCUUAGUGAGAAAUACACCAAAGUUCGAUGUCGAAAGACGAAAUGGGGAUACGAGGAUCGAGAUUUGCUGCAGAGGGGAUCCAGGGUUGUUGUUAUCAACUGUGACAUCAAUGGAAUCACUGGGGCUUGAGAUUCAACAAUGUGUGAUUAGCUGUUUCAAUGAUUUUGCAUUGCACGCUUCAUGCUCUGAGGACUUGGAACAGAGAACAUCAAUGAGCUGUGAUGAUAUAAAGCAGGCGUUGUUUAGAAAUGCUGGCUAUGGUGGAAGAUGUUUGUAAACUGUAGGACCAAAAAUUAAGCUACUUUAUGAUCAACUUUUAUUAUGUUUCCACAAGUUCUCCAUUUUUUUAAAUGUCCAUGUUCGACAGUCGUGUUUUAUAAAUCUUUAAAUAUGAGUAUGGAAAUAGCUAUAUUAAAUAAUAUUCAUAUUCGAUACUCGAGCUCGAA